UGUAUACGUUCAGGUGAAUUAUUAAUAUUAGAUAAUGGAACGAUACAAGAUUUAGAAAUUAUUAAAAUCGGAACAUACAGUAUAUUCAGGGAUGACAAAACUGAUAUUUUAUGUAAUUGGAAAGGAUAUCCAUUAUUAAUCCAAUGCAAAUAUCGUACAAUAUGUGAUAUUUGUAUAAAUAAACAAAAACCAUGUUAUCAUAAUUAUUGGGUAGAAAAUAUGAUUAAAGAUAUCAAAGAUUUGGAUAAUAAAUUAUCUGAAUACAAUGUACCUAUAUUUGGUAUUUUUAUUAUUAAUGACGGGAUAGGUAUACAUGAUAAAGUUAGUAAAAUAAAAUUCAAAAAUAGUAUGAUAGUUGUCAACUUUUCGAAUGAUUUAAUAAAUCAAAUUGAUAAAUUGGGUAUCGAAUUAGAAAUAGCUUAUAGAAGUUUAGAAGGAGUUUUGGAUAAUAAUAUAUCAUUAGUUACUGAUUUAUUUUAUAAAAAUUUAACAAAAAUACUUUAUUAUAUUAGAAAAGCUUAUGAUAUUACUAGUUUAAAAGAUAUUUGCGAUAAUUUAAAUACAUUAAAUAUAGUCUAA
This is a messenger RNA of Cetraspora pellucida, 579 nucleotides long. Lineage: Eukaryota; Fungi; Glomeromycota; Glomeromycetes; Diversisporales; Gigasporaceae. The record is from the annotation of a GenBank genome assembly.